Molecule: messenger RNA, 5321 nt
Organism: Pieris napi
Lineage: Eukaryota; Metazoa; Arthropoda; Insecta; Lepidoptera; Pieridae
Gene: Gcy
Product: atrial natriuretic peptide receptor 1-like
Exons: 20
Coding region: 200-4444 (1414 amino acids)
Biological process (GO): protein phosphorylation; receptor guanylyl cyclase signaling pathway; cGMP biosynthetic process
Cellular component (GO): membrane
Molecular function (GO): protein kinase activity; guanylate cyclase activity; ATP binding
Source: RefSeq, a predicted model, not a curated record
GCCGCGCGGGAGGUUAUACGUUUCUAGUGCGUGAAUUCGCGGGAAAUAUUCGAGAAUCGAAUUUAGCCUCUUUCGUCGUCAAACAAAUUACAAUAACUUUUUAAUGAGUGCUCUUAAGUGUUGUGAAACGUGUUACUAGUGGUUUGUGAUGACGCAGGAAGUAAAAUUAAACUGAAAUAUGAGAUAAAUAACUCGGAAAAUGACAGAGGGAAUCGUGACGACGAUUCUCCAGUCAUAUUUUGUGGAAACGUUCAGAAGUAAGAAGAAAUUAUGCGCAAAUCCAGCAAAUUUUAGAAGAAGACGAAAUAUACAUGACAGACAAUAUGAAAUACAAUUCCAAAAUAUGGACGAUGCUCAAACACACCAGGUUAAAAGCCAUCAUGGAAAAGUAAAAAAUGUCAAAGUCUCAACGCUUUUAUCAUUCCUCGUUUUCUAUGUAUGUGUUUUAAAUGUGAUAACGGUGUGUGAAGUUAGUGUUAAUAAAAGUGUAAAUAUUGAACUUAAUAGGCAUAAUGUUAAUUUAAUUGUGGGUAAAUUGCGACGUCCGCGUUUAUCUAAGAGCUUUAAUGCUGAGCUUAAGAAUAUUUCUAUGGACGAUGAAACAACUGAAGCAUACUCUAACCGGUACAAAAAUAAGAGAGAUUAUUCAAACUUCACAAUUGAUCGUGAUUACACAGAUAGAACCAUCUAUGACUCGUCAUGCGCUAUCGGCUUCCCUCACGAUCUAGCGUCUAAACCUUUUUGUGUAAAACACACAAAUUUCAACCUUAGACCGGAGAGGCAUCGGUUUAAUGAUAAAAUUGUGAAAUUGGGUGUUCUAUUACCCGGUGAUUCUGGAGAAGUGUUCUCGUUGGCUAAAGUUUUGCCGAUAGUGGAAUUGGCUAUACCAGCUUUAACAGCUGAUGAUGGCCCAUUACCAGGCUGGAAAAUAUUGGUUGACUAUCGGGACACAAGAUGUUCAUCAGUCGAUGGACCCUUGGCAGCGUUUGAGUUCUACGUGAACGGAUCAGCUGAUGCCUUUAUCGGACCAGGAUGCGAGUAUGUUAUCGCUCCUGUGGCGAGGUACGCUGGUCUGUGGAACAUUCCAGUAAUAACAGCCGGUGCCCAAGCCGAGGCCUUUACUUACAAGGUCCCGACCUUUAUGACCUUGACCAGAAUGAUGGGCAGCUACACCCAAGCGGGCGUCGCAAUUCGAAAAAUUUUUGAGGAGUUUAAAUGGCGGAAGCUGGGCAUGCUAUACCACAACACAAAAUUGUCAGCUGGAAAAGGGAACAGCCCCUGUUUUCUCACUCUCAGCGCAAUAUUCACGGUAUUGGAGAAGAGAGACGACACAAUACCUAUCGUACCGUUCGACGAAACAAACACAACAUCGUCGAAAUUAAAGGAAAUACUACAAAAGCUAUCUUUAAAGACGAGAAUUGUUGUACUCUGUGCCAAUCCCAGUACUGUACGUGAAAUAAUGCUUGCUGCAGAUGACCUCAAUAUGGUGUCUUCAGGAGAAUACGUUUUUUUCAAUAUAGAACUAUUUUCAAACUUAGCCUCGGCCUCGUCAAAAGAGCCGUGGAAGGUUGAAGGUGAUACUGACGAAAGAAAUGAAAGAGCUCGACGGGCCUAUAGUGCUGUUCUUACUGUCACCAGUCCAGUGCCUGAAAAGAAGGAAUAUCUGGAAUUCUCUGAUAAGGUCAAAGACCUAGCUGCUACGAAAUACAAUUAUACGUUUGGCAAAGAAGAGAUUGUGUCUACGUUCGUAGCAGCUUUCUACGAUGCUGUACUCCUCUACGCGUUGGCGUUAAACGACACGCUACGACAAGCUAAUGACCCCAGAGGGCAAUUGGAUGGCGCUGCUGUUAUAAGGAACAUGUGGAAUAGAACUUUUCAAGGCAUCACAGGCGAGGUGAUAAUAAACGAGAACGGAGAUCGCGUGGCCUCAUAUUCUUUGCUGGAUAUGAACCCCAAUACUAGUAAAUUUGAGGUCGUAGCAACAUACAUAGCGGCAAACGCAUCACUAAGGUUUGUGGAAAACCGCCCAAUCCAUUGGGCGGGCGGACGGAAUACGCCACCACCUGAUACACCGAUAUGUGGCUUUGAUGGAUCUCUAUGUCCUGAUACUUCGUUACCAGUCUACGCAAUCCUCAGUAUAGUUCUGAGUUCCGUAGUAGUCAUCUUGGCAAUUCUAUCUGUAUUUAUUUAUAGACAUUACAAGUUGGAAGCUGAAAUAGCUAUGAUGACGUGGCGAGUUGGUUGGAGUGACGUACUCAUUGGUGCGAGUAGAUUUCCUGGCAGUCUACAUUCCCUUGCUCGAAGGUAUAGCUCAGGGACUGCUUACUCAGACGAAGGCACGUCACUGGCUGGUGAUAGACAAAUUUACGCUCCUUGCGCCUUUUACAAAGGUUGUCGGGUUGCAAUUAAAAAGGUUGACAAACAACGCAUAGAUUUGACGCGACCUUUACUCCUGGAGCUUAAGAAAAUGAAGGACCUUGAACAUGACCAUUUAGCGAGGUUUUACGGAGCUUGUGUCGAUCCCCCACAUUGCUGCCUUUUAACUGAGUACUGUCCUAAGGGAUCAUUGCAAGAUAUACUGGAAAAUGAUACAAUCAAGCUGGAUUGGAUGUUCAAAGUUAGCCUGAUGCACGAUAUUGUGAGGGGUAUGCAUUACCUUCAUGGCACGGAUAUCCGCGCACACGGCGCUUUGAAGUCUAGUAACUGUGUGGUGGAUUCCCGGUUCGUUCUGAAGAUUACGGAUUUCGGCCUUAACGCCUUGAGGACUUCUGAGAAGGAUAAAAGAGCCCAUAGCUAUUGGACACGUCUUCUUUGGACUGCCCCUGAGCUGCUUAGAAUGGCGGACCCACCUCCCGAGGGAACGCAAAAAGGGGAUGUGUAUUCGUUCGCUAUCAUUAUGCAUGAAAUAGUCAAUCGCCAGGGAGUUUUCUGGCUUGGACCCGGCAUUGAAAUGUCACCUAAAGAAAUAAUCGAGGCAGUGCGCAGUGCUGGUUUCCGACCCAACACAAACCAAUACAGAUCAUGUGAGGCUGAUGAUGCUACAGAGUUGAUGAGACGAUGCUGGGCUGAAGACCCAGCUGAGAGACCAGACUUUGCUCAUUUGAAACAUGCUAUACGACGACUUAAUAAGUCUCAAGAAAGCAGUAAUAUUCUCGACAACUUGUUAUCUCGGAUGGAACAAUACGCGAACAACUUAGAGACAUUAGUUAGCGAACGAACACAGGAUUAUUUGGAGGAAAAGAAGAAAUGUGAAGAACUAUUGUACCAGUUGUUACCAAAAUCCGUGGCAUCUCAACUUAUCAACGGUCAGUCAGUGGUAGCGGAGACGUUUGAGCAAGUCACCAUAUACUUCUCCGACAUAGUUGGGUUCACGUCUUUGUCUGCUUCUUCAACUCCAAUGCAAGUGGUUGAUCUACUGAACGAUCUAUACACCUGUUUUGACUCUAUAGUUGAGAACUACGACGUGUACAAGGUGGAAACUAUUGGGGAUGCUUACAUGGUAGUAUCGGGUUUACCUGAGCGAAAUGGAACAAGGCAUGCGUGUGAAGUCGCGAGGAUGGCGCUUGCUUUGCUAGACGCUGUGAGGCGCUUUAGAAUUCGGCACCGGCCGCAGGAUCAGCUGAAGCUUAGGAUUGGAUUGCAUUCUGGUCCGUGCGUAGCUGGUGUCGUAGGCCUGAAGAUGCCUCGCUACUGCUUAUUCGGGGACACCGUAAACACAGCUUCUAGAAUGGAGUCAAAUGGUGAAGCGUUAAAGAUACACGUGUCUCCCACAACCAAAGCUUUGUUGGACACAUUUGGCACUUUUAAAUUAGAGUGCAGAGGAGAAGUUGCUAUGAAGGGCAAGGGAGUUCUAGUCACAUACUGGUUAUUGGGCGAAAUCUACGACCCAAAUCAACCGAAUCAUAACCCACCAAAAGACAAACCUUUAGUCAAACUGCAAACGCAAUCAAACAACAGUAGCUCACUGUCCCGCUUAACACCAUUUAAGCAUCGGUUGGAGCACAGUUCCAGGUCAUCAAGCAGACGAGGUUCUGGAAUAUUCCAGCAAAAACCAGAUCUCACCAGAUUGGAAAAGGAAGCUCAACCAUUACUCCAAGUCGUAAAAAUGCAAAGGCAACUCUCAGAUCCAACAGACCCCGUUACAAAUGGUGAUCAUACCGAUGAUGAUAAAUUAAGCGUCACAAAUUCCAUUUCACUCAACGUGAAUUCAUUAAACCAUAACUCGUUGAAUCAGAACAGCCAACCAAAAGUCAAAUUGAAGGAUGCUCCGAUAAAUCCAAUAAAUCAUUUAUCGAAUAAAAUAGGUAAUAAUAAUUGGAUACCGAAAUUGGGGACAGCGAAUUCGUUUGAUAAUGGUACGAGGAAGGGAAAUCAGUCUCUGAAAGAUUAUAGCAGCGUUCCUCUGUUGUCCAAAUCGGAUAAGCUUAAUGAUUCCAUCGUUUGAAAGGGUUUUUUAGUCAUUGAACGAAUAUCGAUUCUAAUUAUGCCUCAAACUAAUAUGGAUGUGUAUGAACAAAAGUAUUUUUAGCCUUUUUGUAACAAUUUUGUGAUAUCAUUGAUAGAUUAUUUCAAUACCUCUGAUUUGUAAUAAUAUUCUGUGGAUAUAUGUGGCAAAAAUGGUAUGUAAUCAUUCUAACUUUUUACGUUCCAACCGGGGAAGAUAGUUACAUUAAAAAGGAACACAAAAAGCCGAAAUGAGUGUAUUUUUGUUUUAAGUAAAAGAAAAUAAUCAGACAAAAAACACUGGUGUUGCUCAUUUCCGGGAAUUUUCUUUGCCAAAAUGGCCUAAAGAUAAUUCCUAUAACGCUAAAAUUAAGAGAUAUGUAAAUAUAAGGUUUUAUUUUCGAACUGGUGUACUGUCUUAACUUAUUACAAAAGAAAAUUGUAAAUAUUAUUUUAGAAUUAUAUUUUCAAAGUGUCAAUAAUUGUGAUUUCCAUGACAAAUUUCUGAAAACCGCUUAAUAGGUUAAGUAGUAAAAGGUUGUCUAGCGCGUAAUUGUUGUAGAAAAAUAUCAAUGUUAUGAUUUUAUUCAAAUUAUUCGAUUUUGUUGCACUUUGAGAUGUUUACUUUAAUGAAGUUUAUAAAUUGUAGUUUUAAACAAGUUUCAUUAGUUGAUAAACAAAUUUAAUUUAUAAAUAAUAGCACGGGAGAUUGCUACCUAACCAAUAAAUAUUUAAAGAUGAUUUAGGGAUUUAAAUAAAUGGUUGAACUUUCAUUUAAAAAGUACUUAAUGUAACCAGAGUUAUUUAUUAUAAACUUCAAUGUGAUCUUAUUGUUGAUAAAUGUUUUAAACUUUAUUAAAUAGAGCGAGAGUGAGAUA